This is a messenger RNA of Anguilla anguilla (European eel), 2113 nucleotides long. RefSeq names its product kinesin heavy chain-like. The record is from RefSeq and is a predicted model, not a curated record. The coding region runs from base 49 to 1947 and encodes 632 amino acids. The transcript is spliced from 18 exons. Lineage: Eukaryota; Metazoa; Chordata; Actinopteri; Anguilliformes; Anguillidae. Gene Ontology annotation, molecular function: betaine-homocysteine S-methyltransferase activity.
UGUACUGUGUGUGGGUGGAUACAUGUGUACUCACUGCUGUGUGUCUUUAUGCAGGAUGAUGAGAUUAAUCAGCAGAGUCAGCUGGUGGAGAAAAUGAAGGACCAAAUGCUGACUCAGGAUGAGUUGCUGGCAUCCACGCGCGGGGACAGCGAGCGGGUCCAGAUGGAGCUGGCUCGGCUGCAGACGGAGAGCGAGAGCGCCAACAUGGAGGUGAAGGAGGUGCUGCAGGCCCUGGAGGAGCUGGCCCUCAACUACGACCUGAAGAGCCAGGAGCUGGAGGAGAAGGGUCUGCAGAACAAGCUGCUGGCUGACGAGCUGUCGCAGAAGAUGGCCAUGCUGAUGUCACUGGAGGCGGAGCUGUGCCUGAUGCAGGAGGAGAGUGCGCAGCAGAGGAAGCGCAUCGCAGACGUGCUCAACGGCCUGAUGAGGGACCUGAGCGAGUUCAGCAGCAUCGUGGGGAACGGAGAGAUACGACUGCCGGUGGAGAUCAGCGGGGCGAUCGAGGAGGAGUUCACCGUGGCGCGUCUCUACAUCAGUAAGAUAAAGUCGGAGGUGAAGUCCAUGAUGAAGCGCUGCAAGCACCUGGAGAACCUGCAGCUGGAGUGCCAUCGCAAGAUGGAGGAGACCGGCCGCGAGCUGUCCUCCUGCCACCUGCUCAUCUCACAGCACGAGGCGAAGAUCCGCUCCCUGACGGAGUACAUGCAGAGCAUGGAGCAGAAGAGGAGGCAGCUGGAGGAGAGCUACGAUGCCCUGAGCGAAGAGCUGGAGCUGAGCCACCUGCAGGGCCCGGAGAACGUACAGGGCGAAUCAACCAAGAACAGAACACAGGACCCUGAGGAAGGAGGUGAUGACAAGAAUGCACUGGAGCAGCGUGCUGAGAGCCAGCGGGAUUCGCACCACCGGCAGCUGGGACGCUUGCGGGACGAGAUCAAUGAGAAGCAUAAGCUCAUCGAUGACCUCACAGAGUCUGUGUCUCCGCCCCUCUUUGACCUCAAAAUUCGGAACCAGAAGCUGGAGUUGGAGCUGGAGCAGCUACGCGUUGAGUACGAGUGCCUGAGGAGCCGCGAGCACCACAAAAGCGAGCGCCUGGCAGAGCUGACCAGAUUUAUGCACGAGCGGCACGAGCAGGCCAAGCAGGAUCUAAAGGGCCUGGAGGAGGCAGUGGCCCGUGAACUCCAGACCCUCCAUAACCUGCGCAAGCUUUUUGUUCAAGACCUCACAAAUCGAGUCAAGAAAAGUUCUGAAAUUGAGGCUGAUGACACUGGGGGGUUUGCCACCCAGAAGCAGAAGAUUUCCUUUCUUGAGAACAACCUUGACCAGCUUACUAAAGUUCACAAACAGGUGAUGGAGUGUUACAGACAGCUGGUACGUGACAAUGCAGAUCUGCGCUGUGAGCUUCCUAAACUGGAGAAACGUCUUCGGUCUACGGCUGAGAGGGUUAAGGCCCUGGAGGGGGCCCUGAAGGAGGCCAAGGAGGGCGCCAUGAAGGACCGGCGGCGCUACCAGCAGGAGGUGGAGCGCAUCAAGGACGUCAUGCGCGCCAAGAGCUCGCUGCGGCGCCCCCACGCUGCGCAGAUCGCCAAGCCGAUUCGCCCGGGACACAACCCCGCCUGCUCCCCUACCAACCCGCUGAUUAUGCGCACAAAUGAGCCAAUCGCCUUCAGCAACGUGCUGUUCCAGCGCGCAGCCCCGCCCAUGGCCCCGCCUGUGGCCCCGCCCACUGCCCCGCCCUGCGCCCCCAGCCUCACACAGAGCCGUGGGGUGUCAGACAGCAAACGGAACACUGUGAUCAGCUCCACAGAGGGCUUGGACACCUACCUGCUCAAUGUGGAGAACGGCAACGCCACGGACAUCAAUGAUAACGACAGGGGCAGGAUGCUCUGUGGCACUGAGAUGGACGACUCCGCCAAAGUUUACCUGAUCCAUCAGCAGAGCGCAGCCAGCUAGUGACCGGAGCCCGGUGAGGGAGGGGCCCAGGUGAUGUUUCUGCCAGGUUCUCCAGUAGGCCUAUCCUUGUAAAUGUGUAAAUCUGCAUGCUGCACACACACACACACACAGACACACAUACACCUACACACACACACAGACACUCACACACAUGCACACACACACA